CGCGGUAGCGUUAGUAGCGUGUUCUCCAAACGCACCCAUUGGCUUCACUUUUUAGGCCGUAUACGAGGUCCACGUAUACUACGUCCAUUUGCACCCUCACACUUAUUCAACUCCCAUACCAAGUGUGGUGAAAGAGUCACUAAGUUUAAGCCUGCAAUUAAAGAGAGAGAGAGAGAGAGAGAGGGAGAGAGAGAGCCGACAUAUGCAUCUGAUUGCGCUACAUAACCUAUUAGCGCAGUUAACAUAUUGGUCGACAAUGUGUUGUCGUUCUGGAUAGUACUUUAAAAAAUGACUCGGCAUUAUCUCUUCUUAUGUGAUGAUGAUAUAACAACAUGCUUACACGUAGCGCACAUAGUGAUCGAUAAGUAACAAGAUGAAGCGUAUCGUGAUAUUCGGCGCUACUGGAAACACGGGCUUGUGUGUUCUGAGAUUGGCAGUAGAAAAUGAUUUGGAAGUACGAGCGUUUGUAAGAGACAAAACCAAAAUUCCUGAAGAUCUUAAAAAUAAAGUUGAAUCGGUCAUUGGAGAUGUCACUAACGCAGGUCAAGUUGCAAAAGCUAUAACUGGUAGAGAUGCUGUUGUGGUCGUGCUUGGAACAAGAAAUGAUCUGAGUCCUACUACUGUAUUAUCAGAUGGUCUGAAGAAUAUAAUAGAUGCCAUGAAAGUACACAAUGUUGAAUUAGUUUCUGUAUGUCUGUCAGCAUUUUUAUUCUACAAACCUGAGAAAGUACCUGCAAUAUUUAAAGAUUUGAAUAUGGAUCAUCAGCGAAUGUUCGAUAUAAUCAAAGGAAGUGGAUUAAAAUGGGUGGCGGUAUUACCACCUCAUAUAGCGGAUGCACCUAAAUCGAAGUAUAUUGUCACGUUUGACUCCUCCCCUGGCCGUGCAGUCUCAAAAUACGACUUGGGCACUUUUCUUAUUGAAUGUCUCAAAAACCCUGAAUAUCACCAGAAAGUAUGUGGUAUUGCUACUGUAUGAUGAUAUAUAUGAUAAAAGAGGAUGUGGGUAUACAUAUAAAUAAGAAUCAUAUAUAUGUUUUAUUCUUUUCUAGUAAAAAAUAUAUUAUUCACGUAAAUAUACGUACAUAUAGCAAUGAAUUUGUAGUUUUCAUUAUACAACCAAUACGAUUAUCAAUACAAUUGUAUGAAUUAAAUAUAAGGAAGCAAAUGUAAUCAUUUUAGUGUACAACUAAAAAAUAAUAAAUACAGAUGAAAUAAUA
This is a messenger RNA of Odontomachus brunneus, 1217 nucleotides long. Its product is annotated as flavin reductase (NADPH). NCBI's taxonomy places the organism in Eukaryota, Metazoa, Arthropoda, Insecta, Hymenoptera, Formicidae. The record is from RefSeq and is a predicted model, not a curated record. Bases 374 to 976 code for a protein of 200 amino acids. The transcript has 5 exons.